Molecule: messenger RNA, 888 nt
Organism: Brassica oleracea var. oleracea
Lineage: Eukaryota; Viridiplantae; Streptophyta; Magnoliopsida; Brassicales; Brassicaceae
Exons: 2
Coding region: 1-888 (295 amino acids)
Source: RefSeq, a predicted model, not a curated record
AUGCACAUAGAAAAGAAUGUGUCGGAUGCUAUAUUGUCUCUCUUGAUGCAAAGUGCAAAGUCAAAAAAUGGGCUGAAAUCAAGAAAAGACUUAGAAGAUAUUGGAAUCAGAAAGCACUUGCACACAGAGGUGAGGGGAAAGAAAACAUACUUACCUCCAGCUGCCUACUGGUUAUCGAAGAAAGAGAAGACAAUUUUCUGCCAAAGGUUAGCCAAGUUUAGAGGUCCUGAUGGUUAUUGUGGCAAUAUUGCGAAUAGUGUUUCAGUUAACCCUCCAAAUAUUGGUAGUUUAAAGUCGCAUGGUCAUCAUGUCCUAGUACAGAACUUGUUACCAGCUGCAUUAAGAGGGUUGUUACAUAGGGGUCCUAGGAUAGCCAUAAAUAGAUUAUGCAGUUACUUCAACAGGUUGUGUCAGCGCAUCAUUGACCCGGAGAAACUUGUAUCCACGGAGACAGAUUUUGUGGAAACAAUGUGUCAACUGGAGCGCUUCUUCCCUCCAGCCCAUUUUGAUAUCAUGUUCCACCUUCCAAUACAUCUAUCAAAAGAGGCACGCUUGGGAGGACCAGUACACUUCCGCUGGAUGUAUCCCUUCGAAAGAUACAUGAAAACACUAAAGGCUUUUGUUAAGAAUUAUGCAAGGCCAGAAGCAUGUAUGGCUGAGAUGUAUUUAGCUGGAGAAUGUGUUGCAUUUUGUUUAGAGUUCCUUAAAGAUUCAGUACCAGUUCAAGAAGCAGUUAAUCGUAAUGAAGAUGUUGAGGCUGACAGAAUGGUGGUUGAAGGCCGACCUCUGCAGAAGGGUAUAGAGGUUGCCCUUUCAGAUAAAGAUAGAGACAUUGCACAUCGCUACGUGCUAAUGAACAUGGCAUCUUUGGAUCCCUUUCUUGAGUAA